ACGAGGAAAAUUAGAUUUUCCAUGACAUAAGCCCUUUAACUGAGUAAAGAGAUGGUGGCUCUCCUCUGUUAGUAGGAGCCAGCAGGACUGAAACCCGCCAUCAUGCCCGUCUGCUUACCGUGACAUUAAUCCACCAGCGCAAACCAGAGACAAGCCCAGGCCCAAACCAGGACACAAAGCUCGCUUCAGGCGGUUGGUAUGCUUUUAAAGUGGUGUAGGGAUGCCCAAGGAGAAGUAUGAGCCGCCGGAUGCCAGGCGGAUGCACACUAUUAUGUCUAGUGAAGACGCAGCAAGUGGGAAGAAGUCUUACUGGGCUGAGCUUGAAAUAAGUGGCAAAGUGCGGAGUCUAAGCUCAGCCCUGUGGUCACUCACUCACCUCACCGCUUUGCACCUCAGUGACAACUCGCUGUCACGUAUCCCACCUGACAUUGCCAAGCUACGCAACCUUGUGUACCUGGACCUGUCAUCCAAUAAGAUCAGGAGCCUGCCAGCAGAGCUUGGCAACAUGGUGUCUCUCAGGGAACUGCUCUUAAAUAACAACCAGUUGCGGGUUCUGCCUUUCGAAUUGGGGAAACUGUUUCAGUUGCAAACACUGGGGUUAAAAGGAAAUCCACUUGCACAAGAUCUCAUGAGUCUGUACCAGGAACCAGAUGGCACCCGCCGACUGUUGAACUACCUUUUGGACAAUCUUGCCGGUGCUAUUAAACGCAUCCCAACAGAGCAACCACCUCCCAGGUCAUGGAUUGUGCUGCAGGAGCCUGACAGAACCAGGUCUGCAGCUCUGUUCUCAGUAAUGUGCUACAACGUGCUGUGUGAUAAGUACGCCACACGCCAGCUCUAUGGCUACUGCCCGCCCUGGGCCCUUAACUGGGAGUACAGGAAGAAGGCCAUUAUGCAGGAGAUCCUAAGCUGCAAUGCUGACAUAAUCAGCCUACAGGAAGUGGAGACGGAGCAGUAUUAUAACUACUUUCUGGUGGAGCUGAAAGGGCAGGGAUACGAUGGAUUCUUCAGCCCAAAGUCCCGGGCUAGAACUAUGUCUGAAUCAGACAGGAAACACGUGGAUGGAUGUGCAGUAUUCUACAGGACCGAAAAGUUUAGCAUGGUGCAGAAACACACAGUGGAGUUUAACCAGCUGGCCAUGGCCAACUCUGAGGGCUCGGAGGCCAUGCUGAAUCGUGUUAUGACCAAGGACAACAUCGGAGUGGCAGUGUUGCUGGAGCUGCGCAGGGAAAUGAUGGAGAUGACGUCGGGCAAGUCUCUUCAUGGCAUGGAGAAACAGCUGCUACUUGUCGCCAAUGCCCACAUGCAUUGGGACCCAGAAUACUCUGAUGUGAAACUGGUGCAGACUAUGAUGUUCCUGUCGGAGGUUAAGAAUAUCGUGGACAAAGCCUCGCGCAGCCUCAAGCUUUCCUCAGUGUCUGGAGAAACCAAUGCCAUUCCUCUGGUGCUUUGUGCUGAUCUUAACUCCUUGCCUGACUCAGGUGUGGUGGAAUUCCUGAGCACAGGUGGAGUGGACUGCACGCACAAAGACUUCAAAGAGCUGCGCUACAGUGACAGUUUGACCAACUUCAACUGCAACGGCAAAAAUGGCUCAUCUAACAGCAGGAUCACGCAUGGCUUCAAGCUAAAGAGUGCCUACGAGAACGGGCUCAUGCCUUACACCAACUACACCUUUGACUUCAAGGGUAUCAUCGAUUACAUCUUCUACUCUGAGCCACAGCUUAAUGUGUUGGGGGUCCUGGGGCCCCUGGACCCUGACUGGCUUCUGGAGAACAAUAUCACUGGCUGUCCGCACCCCCACGUCCCUUCCGAUCACUUCUCCUUGUUUGCACAAUUUGAGCUGGUCCUGCCUCACCUCCCUCCAAUCAACGGAGUGCACCUGCCUGGACGCAGGUAGUCAAACCCUUGCCACCGGGGGCACUGCAGAGUCCCACCUCUUCUCAUUUGUCUGGAAACUUACUGAAAACGAUAGAACCUCUAAACUACACUCUUCUUUUUGGUUAUUUUCUUUCAUUCUGUGCAUUUUUGAAUGGUUUUAUCUGUUGUGCAUUUUCUUCUGCUUUCUUCAUUUCUGAUGGAGCCAAAUUUGCUCGCAGGCACUUGGAGGCUGUGUUUCGUCUUUCUUGAGCUUGGUUUGGUAGUUGCAUACUGCAUGGAUUUCUGUUGACUCACUCUUUCGCUUAGUACUCUUUGUCCUGAAGAUGUAAGUAGUUUGUAGGGCUGUGGUCUCAUAAGACACUGGCUUGUAUGUAUGGUCAGCUUUCACAAGUCAGCUUCGUGAUACGGUAAAACACAUGGCCACACGCUCAAAGGCAGUUUGGGCUGACGGAAGUGGAGGUUGUAAUGCCGUAGGUAGUUAAAUAUUAAUAAUCUAAAGCCAGCAAUGAUUCACGAGUCCUCCACCAAGUGCAUUAAACCUCUGUUUUCCUUUUUUAAGCCCUGAAUGGAUUCAAAGACUCGGAUCAAAUACGUGUAUGAAGUAUUUGACAAGCAAUAGCCUACCAACAACACCUGGAUUUUGCUUUUUGUAUAUGUAUAUAUGUAUGAGCACAUUUUUAUUUAAACAUUCAUGUUGACCCCUCUUUUAGCACACCACAGCUUGCAUAUUUGCUUAAGUAUGCCAAUCUUGAAGUACUCCAGCCCUGGUAGCUUGGGGGGGGGGGGG
Molecule: messenger RNA, 2665 nt
Organism: Pygocentrus nattereri (red-bellied piranha)
Lineage: Eukaryota; Metazoa; Chordata; Actinopteri; Characiformes; Serrasalmidae
Gene: cnot6b
Product: CCR4-NOT transcription complex, subunit 6b
Exons: 13
Coding region: 221-1897 (558 amino acids)
Biological process (GO): nuclear-transcribed mRNA poly(A) tail shortening
Cellular component (GO): nucleus; cytoplasm; CCR4-NOT complex
Molecular function (GO): poly(A)-specific ribonuclease activity; protein binding
Source: RefSeq, a predicted model, not a curated record